AUGGCGACCUGGUCGUCUAUAGUCUACGGCGUACGAGUACCUAAAAAAAAACCAGCAACAUGCAAUAUCCGUUGGUGUCGCAACGCCGAAGAAGGAUGGCUACUGGCACUUCAGAAAAUUACUGAAAAACGAGCGCUAAGAGUCGUCCUGCAAAAAAACUCGCAAGUACCUUUGAUAUGUAAAAGUGAAGAGCCUGUUCACAGCGAUGAAUGGGAUGAAAUGAUCCAGGAUUUUCGGCGGAAUGUUCAAUUAAUUGAUUUGAAAGAAGAGCAUGAGCGGCCUCUAUACGAGUUUAUGGAUAGAAUUGCUGAGAUGCUGAAUAAAAACCCUCCUGAUUUGAUUACCACUAUUGAAGGCUGCGCUGUUGAAAAUAAUAAAAAAAUUAAUGCGAUCCGACGACUUGUUCAAGCAUACAAAGAUCGCUUUGAAGGGCUUAUUGGAUUGAGGUCAGGUGGUCUUCCUCCGUCACCAAAAAGUAAGAAAUGGUCAGAUAAAUUUGAUCUCUCAGUCACAUUACGAGAUGCCUUGUUAACUGAGGGAAUAGAGAACAAUGGCAUAGCUCUUGACCUGUUUCGUAAACUUUACGUUCUUGGGGCUCACACAUAUGAUUACAAUUAUAAUGUCUACGCAUUGGAUUGGAAAGUGAGAGACGUUUGGUGGUUAGGUCUGUUGAAGAAGGUUAAGUUACCUUCAUCGAUCGACGAGUUACCAGUUAUUGAAAAAUUCAUUACAACCUUACUGCGUGUCGAGAAUACUUUAGAUAAUAUACAAUCAAUUCGCAAGCAAUAUUGA
This is a messenger RNA of Paraglomus brasilianum, 792 nucleotides long. Lineage: Eukaryota; Fungi; Glomeromycota; Glomeromycetes; Paraglomerales; Paraglomeraceae. The record is from the annotation of a GenBank genome assembly.